AUGUUUGCCAUCCUUGCUAUAUUUUUGGCUGCUAUCAGCUUCGUGUUGGGUGCACCUGCGACCGAUCUAGCUGCCUCAAACGAGCUGGUCAAGCGUGACUGCCCUGCAGCCGAUCUCACCUACCUGUCGAUCAUUGCCGACGGCGUUCCUAUCGUCAAUCUGCACUGGUGCAGCUCUGUCGCUGCAGGUGCAGACGGUAGCAGCUGGUCCAACACCAACCCCUCGACGCCAAAGACUCAUUUCCAUUUCGGCGGGGUCGAGCAUGUCCGAGAUGGCUACACAAUGAACACCUGGACUGUCCGUGGUGCAACGCAGGGCGGCAUUACUUUUGCGUUCACCUUUGCUUUCUUCUUCAAAGACCGCUCGAUCUACUUUGUCUCGCUCUGGGAUGUCAUGUAUGUCACCUCGGUCAUCAAUCAGGAUCAAAUCCAGUACAAGAUUGUCAUCGAUGUUUGCGUUUCGCGGCAAUCAGACCGAGCGAUGUGUUUCACCUAUGGCGUGCCUUCCUCCUUACGUCGAUCUUCUCAUACAAAGAUGUCCUUUGCGUUCAUGGCUGCAGUACUGGCCGCCAUCAGCUCUGUUCUCGCUGCGCCUGCAUAUGACAUGGCCACUGCCCGCACGCUGACAAAGCGGUUCUGCCCGGCGGUCGACGUGACCUAUCUCGCCAUUUUCGCAAAGGAAGCUGAUAGCUUGCCUGUCAUCGAUCUCCACUGGUGUUGUGUCCCCGGAACAAGCUGGGAUGGAAGCAGCUGGCAGAACAUCAAUCCCUCGACGCCAGACACACACUUUCAUUUCGUCGGCGCCGCGCUCGUACGAGACGGCUACACGAUGAAUGCGUGGAAUGUGCACGGUUUCGAGAACGGCAUCCCUUUCUCGUUUACGCUUGCCGUCUACUUCAAGGGAGCAUCGAUCUACUUCGCGUCCCUGUGGGGCGCUACACGCGGGGAUGCAAUCAUUGCGGACAGCCUGAUGGUGUUCAAUCUGGAGAUCGAUUACAUCGACCGCUUGCAUUGGCAGACUCCUCGCUCGCAUGGCAGCAAGCCACGAAAUUCCUUUCGCGUAUCUCCAAGAAUGAAGAUGAUCGCUUGCAAGAUCAUAGCUAGCUUCGCCACCAUCAGCUUGGCUCUGGCCGGACCUGUCUCAAUCAAGUCCGCGCACACCCGCACACUCGAUAAGCGUGGCUGCUCGGCUAGCAACGCAGUCUCCUUGAGCGUCACCGAUACUGAUACGAAAGCGACUCUCAUCAAGCUGCACUGGUGUAGCGAGUACUCGCCCAAAGCCAGUGGCAAGAUGUUCAACAACUAUGACGCACACUCUUCGCUUCACUUUGCAUUCCUCUCCGGCGGUGCCGAGACUGAGGGCUUUGCUUUCAACUCGUUCAAGGUCACCGGAUCAGAUGAGAGCAACAAGCCUUUCAAGUUCUUCUUGACCUACUAUUUCCAGACUGCGACUGAUAAGGUCACUCGCGCUACCGUGGCCGGUCUCGACCUCGACGGCAAGAGCCACGACAUCGACUACGUACUAGAGCAGGCAGGCACUGUGGUCGGGCCUUGGCCAUUCUGA
Messenger RNA from Mixia osmundae IAM 14324, 1563 nucleotides. RefSeq lists its product as uncharacterized. Bases 1 to 1563 code for a protein of 520 amino acids. Lineage: Eukaryota; Fungi; Basidiomycota; Mixiomycetes; Mixiales; Mixiaceae. The transcript is spliced from 7 exons. The record is from RefSeq and is a predicted model, not a curated record.